AUGCACGGUGUCCGGAGGCAGCCUCGCCCUCCUGAGGGGGUGAGAGCAGAGAGGAAGGAGAAAGAACUCGAGAAAAUCAAGUCGUACACCGCCUUGACAAAAGCGAUAUUAGAUCGACGUAAUGCUAAAGAUUAUUCGAACGAGGCUCUCGAGUCUACCACUCGGCUUCUACAGCUGAAUCCUGAGUUCUAUACGAUAUGGAACUACCGUCGAGAGAUAUUCCUCAGAGGACUCUUCCCGAAUAGUGCUCCAAAGGAUGUGAAUCGUUUUCUGCAGGAUGACUUGGCUUUCACCCUCAGCGCUCUCAAGGAGCAUCCGAAAGUAUAUUGGAUAUGGAAUCAUCGUCGAUGGUGCCUCGAACAAAUCCCUCCAGAUUAUUCAGAGGAUGAGGGAACAGAGCCAUUGCACUGGCAACGACAGACAUGGAAUCGCGAGUUGACGGUAGUCGAAAAGAUGCUCGAUGCGGAUGCUCGAAAUUUUCAAGCUUGGAAUUACCGGCGCUACGUCCUCAAGUCAAUGCCUCCACCCGGACCUUCCACCCCAGCCAGAACUCCAGCGACUGAACUAGCGUAUACCCAGAAGAAGAUAGAGUCGAAUUUUUCCAACUUUAGUGCCUGGCACCAGCGUUCCAAAGUACUCAGCUCUCCACGAAUCAAUCAUACUUUAAUGUUAACUAGCAUGGUAGAGUUCGAUUUCGUGGUGCAAGCGAUGUACACGGAUCCUAACGAUCAAAGCGCCUGGCUGUAUCAUAGGUGGCUAAUCAGCCUAACCACGGAUCUCAGCGUUAUCGAACGAGAGAUCAAAAUUAUCGAAGAGUUACUGCAGGAAGAACCUGAGAGCAAAUGGUGCUUGGAAUCACUCAUCCAGUACAAUACGCUGGUUGCACGACUUGCUGCGGAAUCGGGGGACGGAAGAUUCGCGAGACAAUCGGAGAUUGGCGCCAUGUUGACAAAAUUGAAGUCAAUUGAUCCGAUGCGGAAGGCUCGGUAUAUCGAUAUGUUACAUGCACUGGAUGAUAUACCCUCCGAAGAGCAUUAA
Messenger RNA from Cantharellus anzutake, 1038 nucleotides. RefSeq names its product rab-protein geranylgeranyltransferase. Gene Ontology annotation, molecular function: Rab geranylgeranyltransferase activity. Gene Ontology annotation, biological process: protein geranylgeranylation. The coding region runs from base 1 to 1038 and encodes 345 amino acids. Gene Ontology annotation, cellular component: Rab-protein geranylgeranyltransferase complex; cytoplasm. The record is from RefSeq and is a predicted model, not a curated record. The transcript has 8 exons. NCBI's taxonomy places the organism in Eukaryota, Fungi, Basidiomycota, Agaricomycetes, Cantharellales, Hydnaceae.